AUGUUUACUCAGAUCUUGUAUGGCCUUACGGUCUUGUCGGCCCUCCAAGGCCAGGCCACUGCAUCGCCCGGCGGUUCCAGCCUUGAUCGCUUCAUAUCAAAAGAGGCCGACAUCUCCAUCAAGGGCGUCCUUGCCAAUAUUGGUGCCGAUGGCAAGCGAGCUCAGGGCGCUGCGCCUGGUGCUGUUGUAGCAAGCCCUUCGAGAACAGACCCAGACUACUGGUACACAUGGACCCGAGACUCCGCCUUGACAUACAAAGUUCUUGUCGAGCGCUUUAUCCACGGAGACAAGUCGCUCCAGCGAAAGAUCGACGAAUAUGUCUCUGCCCAAGCCAAGCUCCAGGGCGUCACCAACCCAUCUGGUGGUCCCGAGACAGGCGGCCUUGGGGAGCCCAAGUUCCACGUCAAUCUCACAGCUUUCACAGGAUCUUGGGGCCGCCCUCAACGUGAUGGCCCGCCUCUGAGAGCUACUGCAUUGACUCUGUACGCCAACUGGCUAGUUUCUCGCGGCGACCGCUCCAAGGCCGUCAACAAGGUCUGGCCCGUCAUCGAGAAGGAUCUUGCCUACACAGUCAAGUUCUGGAACAGAACCGGUUAUGAUCUUUGGGAGGAGGUCAACGGAUCUUCAUUCUUCACCCUCUCUGCUUCGCAUCGUGCUCUCGUCGAGGGAGCUGCUCUUGCUAAGAAGCUUGGCAAGUCUUGCUCCGACUGCACAGCCAAUGCUCCUCGCGUUCUCUGCUUUAUGCAGAGCUUUUGGACAGGCAGUUACAUCGACUCCAACAUCAACGUCAACGAUGGCCGCAAGGGCCUUGAUGCCAACUCUAUUCUGUCAUCUAUUCACACCUUUGAUCCUUCUUCGAAGUGCACAGAUUCAACCUUCCAGCCUUGUUCAUCAAGGGCUCUUGCGAACCACAAGGCAGUAGUCGACUCUUUCCGCUCCAUCUACGGCGUCAACAAGAACAGAGGUAAAGGUAAAGCUGCUGCUGUCGGUCGAUACAGCGAGGAUGUGUACUACGACGGCAACCCUUGGUACUUGGCUACUCUAGCCGCUGCCGAGCAACUGUACGCUGCCGUCUACCAAUGGAACAAGAUCGGCUCCAUCACUGUUGACAGUGUGUCACUCCCCUUCUUUAGUGACCUUGUACCAAAGGUAUCCAAGGGUACCUAUCGCAAGAACAGCAAGACAUAUAAGGCUAUUAUCAAGGCUGUGACUUCGUAUGCUGAUGGAUUCGUGGCUGUUGUGCAAACCUACACUCCCAAGGAUGGUUCUCUCGCAGAGCAGUUCGAUAAGUCUACUGGAACUCCCAAGUCAGCUGUUCACCUCACCUGGUCCUACGCUUCUUUUGUCGGCGCUGCUGAGCGGCGCACUGGCGUCGUUCCUCCAGCUUGGGGCGAGAGCAGCGCCAACAAGGUGCCCUCUGUUUGCGAAGCAGCUCCCGCCUGCGAUACCACCAUCACAUUCAACGUGAAGAAUGUUGAUGUGACGUCUGACCAGAAAGUUUACAUUGUCGGCGGGAUCACUCAGCUUUCCAACUGGGCUCCUGCCGACGGCAUUGCACUUGAGGAAUCCACAAGCACCAAGAGCUUAUGGACUGUGAAGGUCAAGAUUCCCUCCGAUACCAGCUUUGAGUAUAAGUACAUCAAGAAGACGAGUGAUGGAACUGUUACAUGGGAGAGUGACCCCAACAACAGUGCUGCGACAGGUAGCAAGUGUGGAAGCAGCAGUACUAUCAACGAUGAAUGGAGGUAA
Molecule: messenger RNA, 1749 nt
Organism: Fusarium mangiferae
Lineage: Eukaryota; Fungi; Ascomycota; Sordariomycetes; Hypocreales; Nectriaceae
Product: putative glucan 1,4-alpha-glucosidase
Exons: 2
Coding region: 1-1749 (582 amino acids)
Biological process (GO): polysaccharide catabolic process
Cellular component (GO): fungal-type vacuole
Molecular function (GO): glucan 1,4-alpha-glucosidase activity; starch binding
Source: RefSeq, a predicted model, not a curated record